This is a messenger RNA of Moneuplotes crassus, 1358 nucleotides long. The record is from the annotation of a GenBank genome assembly. NCBI's taxonomy places the organism in Eukaryota, Ciliophora, Spirotrichea, Euplotida, Euplotidae.
AUGACACUACCAAAAUGUCAGCACAAAGGAUGCCGUGAGGCUUCUGCUUGCUACUUAUCGGAGAAGAACCUGUACCUUUGACAGUAUCACCGGUUCACUCGAUAUCCUAACGAAGAUUCAGUACCUCUUGUUGAUGAUGUUAUUAUUGAAACUGAUCUGAAAGCUAUCGAAAUCUGCAGAAAAGAUUUCCUAGCCUACACUCAAAUGCUGAAUGAAGGACGCAUCCCUCCAGAUGAAGAUGAUCUAAGCACAACUGUGAGAGUAGAGUUCCAGCAUAUCUCUGAUGAACUAAAGGAAGCCCAAGAAACCCGCAAGUACUACAAGUCAUAUGAACUGCUCGAUAAAACUUUGAAGAUUAAAAAUGUCUUGCAAAAAGAUUCACUUUACGUUGAGCAUUUGGUGACUAGAGCUUGGAAUCAAUCACUUUCAACUGUCAAAGAUGAAUCUCUGAAGAGCUCUGAGCUUGUCCAAAUGGAGCUAAAAGAGAAGUAUGAUGCCAUAUUUGACACGAUAUCCAAGAAGUUCAGAGAAUUUAGGAAUGAGAUCAAGCAAAGACACAUCGAAGAACUUAAGGCUACUGAACAGGAGAAGGAGAAUCUUAAGGCAGACUAUGACAACAUUAAACUGGGACUAAUCUCCAAGCUAAACCUCUCCGAGUGCUCUUACCUCAGCCUUCUCUACAAAAUUACCACUGGGCAAGACAAACAGAUCGGACCUGAAACUGGACUGACACUUACACUUAACAAUCCCAAACACAUGGAAUUUCUAACAUCCCUGAACAAGAGAAUGCCAGACAUUGAUUGACUUGAUCUUGACAACAUCCCUCUGAACUGCCAAGAAGUCAACACUUUCCUGGCCACCCAUUUCCCCAACAAAGUGAGGGUCCUCCAUUUUAACUUUGGCUCUUCUGUGAGUAGUUGUGUGUCCUUUUACUUGGAGGAACUGGUGGAAGUGAGUAAGAGAGUCACUGGACAGUUGUUUAUUUAUAAUUUUGAAGUCCCUCAGGAUCAACUCGUCUCCCUCUUCUCCGCUAACAGACAUACAAAGUACUUUGGGCUUCCUUUCUGCAAACUCUCCCUGUCUUCUGUUCCUGGUUUCGGAGGAACCCUUGCUGGCAGUACGAUGCAAGGAUUAAAUUUGGGUGGCUGAGGAGGUUCUUCGUAUGGUGACUGGGGCAACAAUGAGUCCCACUUUGAAAACCUGAUUGCUGGGCUUUCUAAAGAGGAGGAUUUUAGGGAGAAUCUGAAGUGGAUUGGAAUGGGCAAGUGUGGAAUGGAGAUGAAUGUUGUGAAGAAGAUUUUAGUUGAUCAUGGCUUUGGACAUGUCGAAAUUGCCAGUUACUGGAAGUAGAUGCCAAA